AAUCAGAACAUCAGUCCUCACAGAGACGAGCACACUGUUGGCAGGCUGAGAAAGCAAGCAUGCAGAAAGCUGUGGUUCUGCUUCAUCUACUGGUCCUGGUGUGGACCUGGACCAUCCAGGGGCUCCCUAUUGCCGAAGAACCUCUGUUCCCCACCCAGGAGAACUUUGAUCUAACCAGGUUUUUGGGGACUUGGCACAAUGUUGCCGAGGCGACCACGUGCCCCCACAUUGAGCGUCACAGAAGCCAGUCCACCAUCGACAAGCUUCUGCUGCAGCGAGGAACCAGCGAUGAUAAACUGGAAAUGUUUCAAACUAAACUCAAACAUGGAACCUGUCAGGAGACCAGUGGAGAAUAUAACCUGACGGCAACACCAGGACGCUUCAACUAUCAUCAAGCAAAGUGGGCCACAGAUGUGGACGCCUACGUGGUCCACACCAACUACGACGAGUACGCCAUCAUAAUCACGGUCAAGGAGAAGCCGUCGGUCCAUAACAGCACCUCAGUCAAGCUUUACAGUAGAAGCAUGGACGUGAGGGACACGGUAAUGGAUGACUUCAAGACGCUGGUCAGAGAGCAGGGCAUGACUGACGACAACAUUAUCAUCAAAAACAACAAAGGUGACUGCAUUCCUGGCAGGCGGGUGGCAGAGCUCACGCUUGAGCUUCAGAGGGUGAAAAGGGAUGCAGCACCAAUGGCUCUUGCGGACAUGGACGGUUCUGGUGAUGACACGCUGAGCUUCAACGACUCAGCGGUGUGCGCUUUGACGGCGAAGACGGGGCCGUGCUUCGGCAUCCACCAGCGUUACUUCUACAACUCGUCCUCACUGAGCUGCCAGCUCUUCAAGUACGGAGGCUGCUUGGGCAACGGAAACAACUUCAAGACGGAGAAAGAGUGCCUGCAGAGGUGCCGCAUCGCGGCUGUGUGUCGGCUCCCCCUGGUGGCCGAGGCGUGCACGGGUCAGCCCCUCACCUGGUCGUUUGACUCCAACCUGGGGGUGUGUUUACCCUACAAAGCAGGCUUCUGCCAGACCAACGGAAACAAGUUCUACAGCAAGUCCGAGUGCGAGGAGUACUGCGGCGCCAAAGACGAAGACGCUACAAGUGCCGUGUCCCUGGCGGAAACGACGCAAGCUCCUCCAGUCUAAAUGUUGACUCAGAAGAGGCAAAGAUGUGGAAUAAUAUCUCCCCAAUAAAUCGGAGCUCACA
Messenger RNA from Dunckerocampus dactyliophorus (ringed pipefish), 1206 nucleotides. Its product is annotated as protein AMBP-like. The record is from RefSeq and is a predicted model, not a curated record. Lineage: Eukaryota; Metazoa; Chordata; Actinopteri; Syngnathiformes; Syngnathidae. Gene Ontology annotation, cellular component: plasma membrane; cell surface. Gene Ontology annotation, molecular function: serine-type endopeptidase inhibitor activity. The transcript is spliced from 10 exons. The coding region runs from base 60 to 1145 and encodes 361 amino acids.